Molecule: messenger RNA, 535 nt
Organism: Frieseomelitta varia
Lineage: Eukaryota; Metazoa; Arthropoda; Insecta; Hymenoptera; Apidae
Product: transcription factor AP-4-like
Exons: 2
Biological process (GO): regulation of transcription by RNA polymerase II
Cellular component (GO): nucleus
Molecular function (GO): DNA-binding transcription factor activity, RNA polymerase II-specific; RNA polymerase II cis-regulatory region sequence-specific DNA binding
Source: RefSeq, a predicted model, not a curated record
AUAACGCCGCGGUGUUUUUUGUUUCAGGCCGCGAUACUUCAGCAGACUGCCGAAUACAUAUACCAGCUGGAACAAGAGAAAACCCAACUGCUGUCGCAGAACUGUCAAUUGAAACGACUGGUGAAUCAACACGAGGGUGGCGAUGUUCCGAUUAAGAAACGCAAACCGGACAAUCAAGGAGGUGUCGUGGUCAGUUUACCCAUGCACGUUAGCGAAAGCGGUGACGAAGGAUUGGGCAGCAUGUCCCCCGAACCAUUGUCGGUAAUAACGGUGACCACAGAGGGACAUUCCGUGGUUAACAGCGAGGUGGUGGAGCUUAGACGACAGUUGGAAAGGGAGCGUCACGCGAGGUUGCAUCUAGAGAAGCAGAUGAGAGCUAUACAGAGUCAACUGUAUCCGGAGAGAUUCAGGGACAAUCAGCUGAUCACUUAUCAGCCUCACGAGGUAAAAAUCGUCGAGAUAACAUUGCAACUUUUUAAACCUCUCGGAAUCCCGUUUCAAAAAAAAAAAAAAAAAAAAAAAAAAAUAAAAGUUA